GACUGCGCUCACAAAUAGUUGUAAAUAUGGUGGGUGUCUGGUUAAACUCCCUACAAAUUUUCCUUUGUGUUGUUUGCUUGGUCGUCGCUUUUGAAGACACAACAGAGGGUGUUAAAAGGGAUGGACAGGAAGAACCAUUAGAAAUUUAUACAGAAGACGAAUUAAAUCCGCUAAAGCGAGUCACCAGGGUUCUCGAAAAAGGCCUCGAUCGAAGACAGUCUAAAACAGACCAAGAAAGCAAAGAGGACAUCAGUAAUGAAAUUAAAGGCAAGGUUAAGAGAAGUCAAGAAUCACAAAAAGCCAACAAGUUCAACAGUAGAAGGAGAUGUUUACUUCCACAUGACUGUCCCUUUGGAUUAGACGAAUUCGGCGAUCCUUUACUACACUGGCCAACUCCCUGGGGAUGGCCACCGGGUCCACAUUAUCCGGAGUACGGGCCUUGUUUUCAUCCCAUUUGGGCAGGACAUGGAGUUCCACUUGGAUAUCAUCCGUGGGGUUGUGCAGGUUCAUGGAGAGGGCCUAGUUGUCACUGUGGCUGUAACAACCAUGGAUGGUGCUGUAAGUCAACUUAAUUAGUUUCCUUUUUGUUUACGAGAGACCAAACCUUAUUAAUAAAGCGAACUUAAACUUUAAGGCGUUAAUUUAUUAGACUGAGAUGCGUUCUUGGUGAUCUCUUGAAUAUUCUGCUAUGUCCUUAAUCUUGGAAAAUAGUCAAAAUGUCUGACUUGAUCAUGAUAACAUCGCGAGAAGUCGAAACCGAUGCAUCGUGAACGUGAUAUCCGAAAAGUGUAAAAGUGGCUAUAAAUGAUCUUGAUAUAGAUAUUUUCCACAGGUCACGUGUUAUACAUGCAGAACCAAGGCUCGACUAUGCUCAAUAUUCAAAACUACAAGAAAAUUAGAUUAAAAAACUUACAUAUUCUUCGAAAAAAGGGCUGUGUCAAUAUCAUUGAUUUACUGAACUUUACUGUUGGACCUGUCACCAAAUUGAGUGACACAUAAAAAUAACCUCACAAGACAUCAAAAGAAGUUAAAAAUAAUACAUCUGAAAUAUCAGACAGAGAUGUACAAAUUGAAAAAAAAAGGAUUAAAUUGGACUGAAAUAUUUUAAACAACUCAUCUAUUUGAUGUUUCCAAAGUUUGAUAUAAUGCAUGUAAGACACCUUUGGUCAACAAGAAACUGUAAAUUGUCAUUUUUGAUUUUUCGUUUCCGUGUACUUAGGUUUUGGGGGCGGCGGUGGAGGACCACUAAACGAUUGUCCUCAGUGCAACGGUGCCGCUUCUAAGACUCCUUCCACACCCCAAAGGCCAAGCCAGGCUGGUGGUCCACCACUUCUCAAACCUUUGUUGGCAAAGCAAAUGAAUUUCAAGGCUCCUCUUCAAGUAAAGCCAAUAAAGCCGAUGAGACGUUGGUUCAAGCGUUACGAUGUCCCGUAUAACACUGGCUACCAGUAUCCAUAUCAGUCAAAUUAUGGCAGUUAUCCUUCAGAUCAGCAAGGCUAUGAAAAUUAUGCAUAUCAGUCAAGCUAUGGAAGUUAUCCACCCGCGUACCAAUCAAGCUAUGGAAGUGACCCCUACCAAUCAGGCUAUGGUACUGAGCCUUACCAAUCAGGUUGUGGCAAUGGGCCAUGUCCAGCGCAAGCUCCCCAACAAUCUUCAUUGGCUGAUCAAGUCGUUGGGACGUUGUUUUUGUUUAAACCCAAUGGAAAUUUAUUGGCAGCGAAACAUCAAGACGUCAAAUCAAAAAGUUGACAUUCCCUGAAAUUACCAAUCGUGACGACGGGAUCAGUUAAUCUCCACCAAAAGAUCCUUUGCACAGUUCAUAUGGAAGGAAUUGGGAGAAAAAAGUAAUUGAGGACCAUUUAUGAAAUUUAAUAAAUGAUUAAUUGUCUGGAAAAUGAAUGUAUUCAAAGGUUGCACUAUUAAAGAGCCUAUAUGAUGAUAGAAAUGUCACAAUAUGCUCAGAAUAGCAACGGGCACAAGAAUCAUUUAAACUGAUUUUAUUUUCAUC
This is a messenger RNA of Porites lobata, 2008 nucleotides long. The record is from the annotation of a GenBank genome assembly. NCBI's taxonomy places the organism in Eukaryota, Metazoa, Cnidaria, Anthozoa, Scleractinia, Poritidae.